AUGGGAAAUGACCCUGUGAACUUUAUGGCUGCCCUGAAAAACAUGGUCGCGACUAUGCAGGCGACAGCCAAAACGCUAGGGAAUCAAGCUGGAAAUAGGAACGACGCUAAUGGGGAUAAUAGGUCAAUGAUGGUUGCAACUUUUCUGAAGAUACAUCCACCAAUAUUUAGAGGAACCACGAACCCCACUGAGGUUGACAACUGGUUUCAAGCAAUCGAACGGGCUUUACAAGCACAACAAGUCCCUGAAGAUCAACGUGUUGAGUUUGCAACUUAUCAGUUAGCGGGUGAAGCCCAGUAUUGGUGGCAAGGGACACAACGCCUUCUGCAGCAUCAUGAUGCAGCUAUACCCUGGGAUGCAUUCCGAACUAAGUUUUACAAGAAAUACUUUCCUAACUCAGUCAGAACGGCUAAGGAGCUUGAACUGCUACAGUUGAAACAGGGUCAUAUGUCAGUUGCUGAAUACACAAAUAAAUUUGAGGAAUUGUGCCGAUUCUCUAGGAUUUGUUAG
Arachis ipaensis is the source of this 510-nucleotide messenger RNA. RefSeq lists its product as uncharacterized. The record is from RefSeq and is a predicted model, not a curated record. NCBI's taxonomy places the organism in Eukaryota, Viridiplantae, Streptophyta, Magnoliopsida, Fabales, Fabaceae.